CAACACUAGUGCACUAAACGGUACUACAGAGCAGUAAAGUAGAAAGAAAAAGGAUGCUAACGAGACAUAAAACCGCUGACGUCAUUUUCAAGCGUCACAUCUUUGUCAGUGCACAAAAUGGCAUCGUACUGCUUGACCGUCUCUCGGCUUCAGCUUAUCCUGGGCCAUGGAGUUCGACGUCUUCAUGUGUCUGCGGCCCUUAGUGCCAAAGCCAAGGUGUCUAUGAGUCGUUUUGAGCCCAGCGCCUACAUCAACUAUGAAAAACUCCAAUCCAAUAUCAAUAUUGUGCGCAAAAGGCUGGACAGGCCGCUUACACUUUCAGAGAAGAUCGUCUACGGGCAUCUGGAUAACCCUGAAGGUCAGGAGAUUGUUCGGGGUCGUACAUACUUGCGUCUGCGUCCGGACAGAGUGGCAAUGCAAGAUGCAACAGCUCAGAUGGCUAUGCUGCAGUUUAUCAGCAGUGGGCUGCCCAAAGUGGCCGUACCUUCCACCAUUCAUUGUGAUCACCUUAUUGAGGCUCAGAUAGGAGGAGCCCAGGACUUGCAGCGAGCAAAGGAAGUAAAUCAGGAAGUUUACAAUUUUCUUGCCAGUGCAGGGGCUAAAUAUGGUGUUGGUUUCUGGAAACCGGGCUCAGGAAUCAUUCAUCAGAUUAUUUUGGAAAAUUAUGCCUAUCCUGGAGUGAUGUUGAUUGGUACUGAUUCACACACACCUAAUGGUGGUGGAUUGGGCAGUAUCUGCAUUGGUGUGGGAGGAGCUGAUGCUGUUGAUGUUAUGGCAGGAAUUCCCUGGGAGCUUAAGUGUCCCAAAGUCAUUGGUGUAAAACUGACAGGCAGUCUGUCAGGUUGGACUUCACCAAAGGAUGUUAUCCUGAAAGUGGCAGGCAUCCUUACUGUAAAAGGUGGAACUGGUGCUAUUGUGGAGUAUCAUGGUCCUGGGGUGGAUUCCAUCUCUUGUACAGGAAUGGCUACUAUCUGUAAUAUGGGUGCUGAAAUUGGUGCCACUACCUCCGUCUUCCCAUACAAUCACCGUAUGAAGACGUACCUGGAGAAGACAGGCCGUGCAGAAAUUGCCAGUCUGGCUGAGGAGUACAAAGAUCUGCUUGUCCCUGAUGCUGGCUGUGAAUACGACCAACUGAUUGAGCUGAACCUGAGCGAGCUGAAGCCACACAUCAAUGGUCCUUUCACACCUGACUUGGCUCAUCCAGUGUCUGAAAUUGGUGCUGUGGCAGAGAAGAAUGGCUGGCCUUUAGAGGUUAAAGUUGGUCUGAUUGGAAGCUGCACCAACUCAAGUUAUGAAGAUAUGGGUAGAGCUGCCUCUCUGGCAAAGCAGGCUCUAGACAAGGGCCUCAAGUGCAAGGCCAUUUUCACAGUCACCCCUGGCUCUGAACAAAUCCGUGCUACCAUUGAAAGAGAUGGUUAUGCUAAGAUAUUGAGUGAUGUUGGAGGAGUUGUCCUGGCCAAUGCUUGUGGACCGUGCAUUGGACAAUGGGACAGGAGAGACGUUAAGAAAGGGGAGAAAAACACCAUAGUUACAUCGUUUAACAGGAACUUCACAGCUCGAAAUGAUGCCAAUCCAGCCACCCAUGCAUUUGUCACCUCUCCAGAGAUCGUUACUGCACUUGCAAUUGCGGGUACACUGAAAUUCAACCCUGAGGUUGACUACCUCACAGCUGCCAACGGAGAGAAAUUUAAGCUUGAGCCGCCCACAGGGGAUGAGUUGCCUGAACGUGACUUUGACCCAGGCCAGGACACCUAUCAGCAUCCCCCAGCUGAUGGCUCUGGACUCAGAGUGGAUGUCAACCCACAAAGCAACCGCCUGCAGCUGCUUGAGCCGUUUGAUACGUGGAAUGGCAAAGACCUAGAAGACCUGCAAGUGCUCAUAAAGGUGAAGGGUAAAUGUACCACAGACCACAUCAGUGCUGCUGGACCCUGGCUUAAAUUCCGUGGUCAUUUGGACAACAUCUCCAACAAUCUGCUUAUUGGAGCUGUGAACGUCGAAAAUGAUGCCGUCAAUAAGAUCCGCAAUCAAUUGACUGGAGAAUUUGGGGCUGUACCUGAUGUCGCACGUGAUUACAAGAAAAGUGGUGUUUCGUGGGUUGUGGUGGGAGAUGAGAACUAUGGUGAGGGAUCCAGCAGAGAACAUGCUGCUUUGGAGCCCAGACAUCUUGGGGGCAGGGCCAUCAUUGUCAAGAGCUUUGCCAGAAUUCAUGAAACAAACUUGAAGAAACAAGGCCUGCUUCCCCUUACCUUUGCUGACCCUGCUGAUUAUGACAAAAUCCGCACAGAUGAUAAAAUAUCCAUUGUUGGUCUCCAGACAUUCGCCCCUGGAAAGCCUUUGCAUGCUGUACUCAAGCACAAAGACGGCAGCAAAGAAACAAUUGAGCUAAACCACACUUUCAACGAGACACAGAUUGAAUGGUUCCAGGCCGGCUCUGCCUUAAACAGGAUGAAGGAGCUGCAGUAAUAAAGGACUGGUCCUAAAGAAAGGGGAAGGACCUACACAUACAGAAGAGUUCAGAGGCAUCAAAUAUUUAGCUUAUGGAUUUGUAAUUUGUUGAGGCAGGAAUUAAAAACACCCCAAUAAUAGUUACAGCAUCUUAUUUGAUUGACUUGUAUGUGCGUCUAAUUAAACAACCAGUAUUGCCUAAAUAAUGGCAUACAAACAGUAAAUGAUGACACGCACAAAUAUGAGGAGCAUAGCAAUGUUGAUAAGAGCCAUGACAUUUGGGUAGAGGUCUGGUAUUUCACUCAAUAGUUUCAUCUUUAAUCUAAUUGUGAAGGGAACUUUACAGUAUAUUUGUCAACUUGCAAAUACUUCUACUUUCUUUUGAUUUUACUGAUGAUUUAAUAUGUAACCCAUUCGUAGCAGUUGAGCAACAGUUGCAUAUCUUUACUCUUUGCUAAUUAUGGUACGCAGAAUCCCAAUGAGAAGUGCUCGUGUUUCAUGGUCUAUGUUGUUCUGUGGAAACUCUCAUAACUGUGUGGUCAUAGAGAGGUUGCCAUAGAGAAACAAGUGUUUAUGUCCUAUUUAGGGCUAUUUCUAUGUAAUAGAUGAACAUUUGGUUUGCUAUGCUGCCUCACAGGUUACCUUCUAACUCCAAAUCUACUGUAUAUACAAUCUGUCAUUACUGUGUGAUUCACAUUACAAACCUUUAAAGAUGAGAAAUGCUUAUUUAUUGCCACUAUAAAGGAAAGUCAACUAUCCAUAAAAUUGUCACAAAUCUUG
Tachysurus fulvidraco (yellow catfish) is the source of this 3225-nucleotide messenger RNA. RefSeq names its product aconitase 2, mitochondrial (gene aco2). The transcript is spliced from 17 exons. Gene Ontology annotation, biological process: tricarboxylic acid cycle. Gene Ontology annotation, cellular component: cytosol; mitochondrion. The record is from RefSeq and is a predicted model, not a curated record. Bases 118 to 2463 code for a protein of 781 amino acids. Gene Ontology annotation, molecular function: aconitate hydratase activity; 4 iron, 4 sulfur cluster binding. Lineage: Eukaryota; Metazoa; Chordata; Actinopteri; Siluriformes; Bagridae.